AUGCCCGAACCCCUACCGCAAAAUCCAUUUCGUCCAUCCUCCGAUGAACACACAGCGUAUCAAUCCUGUCUCCGCCUCGAAGCUCUUGGUAGCUGGGGCUCGGUCGCGGGUAAAGAAGUCAUGUUCAAGUUCAGUCCGGAAGUUGCGGCGCGAGUCUUGGGCUACGCGCUCAUUUGGCAUACUCUUUCUUCUAUUGGGCUGGUAGAGGAGAUUUGUGGUUGUGCUGAUGAAGGAGAAGUGCUUGUGGGGUUGGCAUAUUUGUAUGUUGUGUGUGUUAUUGGAAUGUUUAAGAACCCGAAGCUGAAGGGUUCACGUUCGGUCUUGAUGUCGCAGCCUACCACCACUACCAGUUGGAGUGAUGCUAAAAAGUUCGCUUUGGCUCGGGACAACUACCGGUGUAUCUUCUCCGGCAACAUGGACAUCGACAGCUUUGACGAUGGCCUGACGACGAUGAACGAAGCAGCGGGAGAGAGGAUGAGAAGCACCGUACUGGGACAUAUAGUAUUCGGCCCAUCGAGGGCGGAUUAUACUGUUGGGCUGACGGAUGUUGCGCAAAGGAAGUUGGCGUGGGCGACGUCUCCUGCAGCCAUCAUCAAACGGCUCGUCAAUGUCGAAUUCGAGAGCGAGAGCGAUAUCCACCGAGCUGAAAACACCUUCACGGUCACGCCUGAUUUUCAUCACGCGUUUGACGAGUUCUGA
Messenger RNA from Desarmillaria tabescens, 699 nucleotides. RefSeq lists its product as uncharacterized. The transcript is spliced from 4 exons. Lineage: Eukaryota; Fungi; Basidiomycota; Agaricomycetes; Agaricales; Physalacriaceae. The coding region runs from base 1 to 699 and encodes 232 amino acids. The record is from RefSeq and is a predicted model, not a curated record.